Molecule: messenger RNA, 2582 nt
Organism: Acyrthosiphon pisum (pea aphid)
Lineage: Eukaryota; Metazoa; Arthropoda; Insecta; Hemiptera; Aphididae
Product: SH3 domain-binding protein 5 homolog
Exons: 8
Coding region: 668-1852 (394 amino acids)
Biological process (GO): intracellular signal transduction
Cellular component (GO): cytoplasm
Molecular function (GO): protein kinase inhibitor activity
Source: RefSeq, a predicted model, not a curated record
UAUAAUAAUAAUAAUCAGACACAAUGUAAUAGAUAGGUAUGGUACUAUUAUAGGUACUUAUAAAUAUCGUUAGUCGCUAUGACGAUAAUAUUAGAAUGUGAAAAAAUAAAAUAUCCAUUUGAUGUCAUCGACCAUCAUCGUGCCGAAUCCGUGAUAGGAUGGGCAAUGGCAAUUACUAAUUUAAAUACCUACAUACAUAUUAUUACAUUGAAAUUAGUGAUAGGUACACGCCGGACGUACAAAAAUUAAUAUUAAAUUAUUCAAAUUAAAAUUGAAGACUGAAAUGAAAGUAUAUGAAACUUAAGAGUGAAGAGAAUGAUCAAUGAAGUAGUAACUAGUAAAGUGGUAACGGUUUGUCUUUGUGCUUUGUGCUUUGUAGUUGCGGGUCGAGGUCAAGGGAAACACGGUUUAAACCACAACGUCGGUUACGUUUGAUGUUUGUAUUUCAUUAUCGUCUUGUUAUCACGAAUUCCUUUAUCAUGAUAAAAAAAUAAUAAUAAAAGAUAAUUUAAUACAAUUAUUAUUGGCACCGUCAAUUUAGUUUUUACUGUUUAACAUUUUUUUUUUAUUUUUAUUUUAUUUUCCCAUCCUUUUAAAUUCAAAUUUAUUAAUAUUAUUAUUGAAUCACAAUGCUUUAAACAGGUCAAAGACAUUUGUUGUUUUAACGAUGGACUCUUCUAGUGGACAGUGUAAUCAGGAGACUGACACUUCACUGUACAACGAAGAGGAUAGUUUAGAUCCUAGAAUUCAACUGGAACUUGAAAAAUUGAAUUCAUCCACAGACAAUAUAAACAAACUUGAAAUUGAAUUAGAUGAAGCAAAUACAACAUUUAGAAUGUUGAUGGCUGAAGCUUCUAGGAGAUUGAAAGUACGAGCCCGCAAACUAGGUUCAUGCAUUGAUAAAGCUCGACCAUUUUAUGAUGCACUUAAUAUGUCAAAACAUUCUCAGCAACAAUGUCAAAUUGCAGCUGUAAAAUACCAACGAGCUAAUGAAAUUCAUCAAGCUGCUAAAGAGACUGUGGCAUUAGCUGAGGCACGGUUUCUUAGUAAACAACAUGAAUGGAAAUUUGAUAGUGCGUGGCAAGAAAUGUUAAAUAAUGCUAUUCAAAAGGUAACAGAAGCAGAAAAUCAAAAGACUGAAAGUGGACGUGAGCAUCAAAGAAAAGCUGCUCUCUACCAAGCUGCUGAACAAAAGGUUCAAAUGUUGGAGCAAAAGUUUAAACGUAGCAUUAUUAAGUCUCGUCCAUAUUUUGAAGAAAAAUAUUUAUGUGAAGGUCAAUUAGCAGCACAAAAGGAUACUAUUAUUCAAAUCCGAUAUGCUGUGCAACGAGCUAAACAAGAAUAUUCUGCGUGUUUGCACAGACUUGAACAGAUCUCUGAAGAAAUUCAUGUUCAACGACAAAACAACAAACUUAUGGAAUGUUCGUUGCAAGGUCCACGAGAACCUGGUGUUGGUGCUGAAGUUUCUCCUAUGGUCAACAGCUGGCAAGAGCUAGAUAACAAAAAGGAUGCCAAUGGCAUGGAAGAUAUAAAUUUAGAUUGGAAUUUGGAUAAAUGUGAUUCAAGAAGCCUAGGUAGUCUAUCAAUGGAUACUAGUUCUAUUUUGAGUGAUGCAGAUGACUUGGAUUUUGAUGAUGAUACCCAAGUGACGAUGGAACUGGAACAACUACGUCAAAAAGUACGUGAUCUUGCUACUAAACCAUUGAUGAUGGAAAGUAAAAGAACUGAAGAGGUUGAAGGCGUGGAAGAUCGCAAAGGUUGGGAAAGUGAGUUAAAUGCUACUGUUGACAAAUUGGAUAGAAUGAUGUUGAAACAGGAAUGUGAAAAAUCCCAACAGCAAUCACCCGUUUAGUACAUAAUUGGUGCAAAUCAAAAAUUGUUAGGCUUUCAAUUGGCCAAAGGAGAAAAUGUUAACCUGCGAUGAAUUGAGAUGGGAAUUAUAAUUGUGUAUGUUAGCCUUGUCUCAAUGAGUGUUAUGUUUUCUUGUUCUUAUUGUUAAAGUUGAUUUAUCGAUUAAUAUUAAUUUCUCACUUAUUUUUUCCUAUUUGGAAAUUGUAAACCAAGGUAGCUAGUAUCGAGCACAAUAUCAUUUAAUCCUAUAUUGUAAGUAAAUUAAGAUUGUAGGUAACGUAACUUAAUGUUUAUUGGCUGUCUGAAUCAAUGUGCAUGUAUAUUUGUUUAUAGUAAAGCAAUGAUGUUUUAAGUAUCUUAGUCUAUUGUAAAUAUUUACCAUGUUGCAAACUAAUUAAUGUCGUUAAUAAUUAGGUAGUUAUUAUAAAAAACAACUUCAUAUUUUGAUAGCAGUGAUUUAUUUAAAAUGUUGUUCCAUUACAGAGUUAAUGUUACCCAAAUGACAACAAAAUUAAAAUAUGUGUUUUUUUUUUUAGUUUAUUAUAUAGUAUAAUUUCCUAAUGCCAUUCUAUUUUAUUUAUGUUUUUUUUUCUUAAUAUGUAACUUAUUUUUAUAAAUAAAUUUUAAAUAUAACAUUGUUUAUAAUUAUUAUGAAAAAAACAUAAUUUAAUAUAAUAUAUAUCUUAUGUAUAAAACAUGUUAAAUGAUAAAAGUAAUCUAUGAUGGUCCAA